This is a messenger RNA of Staurois parvus, 300 nucleotides long. Lineage: Eukaryota; Metazoa; Chordata; Amphibia; Anura; Ranidae. The record is from the annotation of a GenBank genome assembly.
GGGGGGAGGAAUAGUGCCCAUCCUUGGUGUCAGUGGGGAGGAAUAGUGCCCCGUCAUUGGUGUCAGUGGGGGGAGGAAUCGUGCCCCGUCCAUUGGUGUCAGUGGAGGAAUAGUGCCCCGUCAUUGGUGUCAGUGGGGGGAGGAAUAGUGCCCCGAUCAUUGGUGUCAGUGGGGGGAGGAAUAGUGCCCCAUCCUUGGUGUCAUGGGGGGAGGAAUAGUGCCCCAUCAUUGGUAUCAGUGGGGGGGAGGAAUAGUGCCCCAUCCUUGGUGUCAGUGGGGGGAGGAAUAGUGCCCCAUCAU